Molecule: messenger RNA, 1044 nt
Organism: Lontra canadensis (Northern American river otter)
Lineage: Eukaryota; Metazoa; Chordata; Mammalia; Carnivora; Mustelidae
Gene: EXOSC4
Product: exosome component 4
Exons: 3
Coding region: 318-989 (223 amino acids)
Biological process (GO): U4 snRNA 3'-end processing; rRNA catabolic process; nuclear mRNA surveillance
Cellular component (GO): nucleolus; cytoplasmic exosome (RNase complex); nuclear exosome (RNase complex)
Source: RefSeq, a predicted model, not a curated record
GUCGGGGCUGUGAAUGAAUCUCCCGGCUCUACUGCCCCGUCUCCAUUGCCGGAGAAGGGAGGAGCGCGGGGGUGGCGACGAGCGAGGCGGGUUUGCAGGGCAUAGGGCUGCCGGUGGGGAGGUGCGGAAGGACUCCAAGUGGGAUCCAGUCGUCUCUAGGGAAGCAGCAACUCGCCACAUUGUUGAUCAGGGACACUGUUGAGGAUUUUAUGUCGCACGUGGUGGGGCAGCUUGGGAGGCAGCCGAGCUGAGGGCGUCACACUGGGUAUUUGCGAACCUACCAGCUCUCGCUACCAGUGGAGAACGGUUGGGAGGGCAUGAGGCAGGGAAGAAAGGGGGAGGCCUUGUUAAGAGAAAUCCUGUCCAGGCGUGGUGGUGGCUUAGAGACUGGCCACGCAGCCCUCCCGCAGGCUGCUUUGCAGAUCCGAGGCUCUCGAGCACGAGCCCUGCCAGACAGGGCCCUGGUGAACUGUCAGUAUAGUUCUGCGACCUUCAGCACAGGUGAACGCAAGCGUCGACCACAUGGGGACCGUAAGUCUUGUGAGAUGGGCCUGCAGCUGCGUCAGACCUUCGAGGCGGCCAUCCUUACACAGCUGCACCCACGCUCCCAGAUUGAUAUUUACGUGCAGGUACUGCAGGCAGAUGGCGGGACCUACGCAGCUUGUGUGAACGCAGCCACGCUGGCAGUGCUGGACGCUGGAGUACCCAUGCGGGACUUUGUGUGCGCCUGCUCCGCUGGCUUUGUGGACAGCACAGCUCUGGCGGACCUCAGCCACGUGGAAGAGGCCGCUGGCGGUCCCCAGCUGGCCCUGGCCUUGCUGCCGGCCUCAGGCCAGAUUGCGCUGCUUGAAAUGGAUGCCAGGCUCCACGAGGACCACUUAGAGCCGGUGCUGGAGGCCGCUGCCCGGGCUGCCCGGGACGUGCACACACUGCUGGACCGUGUGGUUCGACAGCAUGUACGUGAGGCCUCUGUUUUGUUAGGGGACUGAACAUCUGCACCCCCCGCUCCGUUCCCAGAAUAAAACCCACACACAGUGUGCUGAA